This is a messenger RNA of Patiria miniata (bat star), 1253 nucleotides long. RefSeq names its product glu S.griseus protease inhibitor-like. Lineage: Eukaryota; Metazoa; Echinodermata; Asteroidea; Valvatida; Asterinidae. Bases 247 to 546 code for a protein of 99 amino acids. Gene Ontology annotation, biological process: response to wounding. Gene Ontology annotation, molecular function: serine-type endopeptidase inhibitor activity. The transcript has 3 exons. The record is from RefSeq and is a predicted model, not a curated record.
UUACAUGCAUUUAUUCUGAAGUUGGGGUGGUACCGGAUGACAUGAUCCAAAACGCAAACUUUCGCUUACCGUACCAGCUGCAUCCAUGAAUAUCCGUCGAGGCACGGCCCUAUUGAAAUAAAGACUGUGCGCGUCGCUUACUUGUACAUUCUGUCCAAAAAACUCUCUGCGUGCCUUCCACCUCGUGUUCUGUCUCCUAUAUUAUCGUGAUCAUUUUGUUAUACUCGGUUGCAACUCGGGCCCGGCAUGAUGGCAGGGAAAUCGACGUUGAUGUUCUGUUGCACCCUGGUUUUGAUGGCAGUCCUCGUAGCUGAGGGUUGUCGUCAGGGAGAGGGGAUCAGCAAGCCGACACGGAAAGAAACAUGGCCAGAACUCGUUGGCCAGACAGGAGAGGAGGCCAAGGCGGUCAUUGAGAGAGAGGACCCAACUCUGGAGGUGGAGAUUGUCCCGUACGGCUACGCCGUCACUGCUGAUUACCGUACCGAUCGGGUUCGAAUCUAUCUGGAUGCUGAAGGAAGAGUCGCCACACCUCCCACGAUUGGCUGAUUUUGAGUGGAAGAAAAAGUACAACCUAUCACCCAUCGCUACUUCAUAGCCGUUUUCAUUUUUACUUUUUCAAAGUUUCGUUCCAUUCUUAUGUAUUAGUUUAACCCUCCUACUGUUUGAAGAGUCACAGACAGUCAAAAAUUCCAUCCACUUCCCCUGCCUUGCCUUUUACACAGGCUAGUCGGUCACCAAUUACAGUCAGAUCAUAUUUAAAGCAAACACUGUGACUAGUCAAAUUCAGUCAACAGAAGCAGGCAACUUGGUAGGCACAGCUGUCUUAUCAAUGACCUAUAAGUCAAAGCAUAUAGCCGUAUCAAGUUACAUAAACAGUCACAGCCAGUCAAUCCUGCUUUACGUAAGCAGUGAGCACUUAACUGAUAAAAACAGUCACUUGACUGAUUUUGACUAAAAGGACAACUUUACACAGAAUGUGUUUGCAUAGGAGGCAUGGGGGUUAGUGUAAUUAGAAAAUUAGAAAAGAUUUUUUUCAGAACAAAUGUGUUACUUUCUGUGUUUAAAUAUUCAUAUUCACAUACCCAUUGUCUUGAGUGAGUAAAAGCUACGUCGAUUGUAAGAUGAUUUGCUUUAAUAGUAAAUUGCUAUAAUGCCUAUCACAACAGUGAUGUGUUCUCCAAUGGUAUUGUAACGUCUCUCUGGGUUGAGAGACAUUAUCAAAUAAAGAGUCAGAUACAAGUAUCUUACACACA